This is a messenger RNA of Triticum urartu, 558 nucleotides long. RefSeq lists its product as uncharacterized. NCBI's taxonomy places the organism in Eukaryota, Viridiplantae, Streptophyta, Magnoliopsida, Poales, Poaceae. The record is from RefSeq and is a predicted model, not a curated record.
AUGCGAUCCCCCUUUCCAGCCCACAGCCCAGCGUCACCACCGUCGAAUUCAUGGCCGUCGGGAGGAUCUUCAAAGGAUGACUCCGCGUCUCAAGGUGGGAUCAUCGCUGGCCUCGUCAUCGGCUUCGUGGCCUCCUUGCUCCUGUUCACCGUGGGGUGGAGCGUCUUCAAGGGGCACCGCAACAGCCGCGCUCGCGCCCGUGCUGCGGCGGCGGCCGCCGCUCGGCCGUGGCCACAGCUGGAACCUUACCGCCCACGCAGCGACGAAGAGCGGCAGCGCCGAAGCGCCAGCGACCCCAGCCAGACGGCCCGUCUGCCGGCGUUCACGUACAGCCCGUCCGUGAAGCACAACGUGGCGGGCGGCGGCGAGGAGGCAGCGACGUGCUCGGUGUGCCUCGGCGCGUUCCUGCUCGGCGAGACGGUUCGGCUGUUGCCGGUGUGCCUGCACCUCUACCACGUCGGGUGCAUCGAUCCCUGGCUGGACGCGCACUCGACGUGCCCGCUCUGCCGCUCCGACACUGACCCGACGGUCGACGUCGUCCGGAUACCGCCUGUUUAG